AUGCCGCCAUCAAAACAGACGACGAUUGAGGAUGACGUUGAUGAUUUGGAUGACGUUCUCGAGCAAUUCAACGCACCCUCUACAUCCACAAAGGCCAAAGAACCAGCAAAGGCACCUAAAGCUCCAGAUGCUGCAAAAAAGGACGAUUCUAUAGACGAAGACGAGUUUGCGAAGCAGUUUGCAGACGAAAUGGAAGCGUUCAUGAAAAGCCUAGCGGAUCCAAGUGGCAGCAUACCUUCUGAAAUCGAUCCUGAUGCGGCCAAGAAAGCAGAAGCUCUGCGUAAGGCGUGGGAAUCUCUCCUUGUUGACGAUCUCGAACAGGAGGACGAGACUUUGGAAGACGCCACUCUUAACGUUCCAUCCACAUCGACAGGAACGAAAUCAAGUGCAACUGCGGAUGCGAAAUCUAAGACGAAAGAAGAAGCUGAGGAUGCGUUCCAGAAUGCCGUCAAAUCAGCAAUGGACAAGCUCAAAAAGAGCGAUGAAAGCAACAAGGCGGAUUUGAAUGAAGGAGAUCUUUCCAGCUUGCUUUCAGCGUUUUCGAACCUCAACUUUGACGGGGAAGGAGGAGACGGUGUUCAAGGCGUGCUGGAGACGCUGAUGGGUCAACUCAUGUCAAAGGAGAUACUAUAUGAACCCCUAAAGGAGCUGAACGACAAGUUCCCAGAAUAUUUGGAGACCAAUCGCUCCCUGAUAUCUACCGAGGAUCAGGUCCGUUACGACAAGCAAAAGAGUAUCAUUUCAGAAGUCAUUGCCAUAUUCGAGUCACCCGACUACUCGGACACGAACCCCGCCACGAGUGCGGAGAUUAUCAAGCUCAUGAGCGAAAUGCAGGAAUACGGAUCGCCGCCGGCUGAAAUUAUGGGCACGUUACCGCCUGGUUUCGAUGUGGGCUCUGACGGCUUGCCAUCUUUGAACGACCAAUGCAUUGUCGCGUAG
Molecule: messenger RNA, 939 nt
Organism: Serendipita indica DSM 11827
Lineage: Eukaryota; Fungi; Basidiomycota; Agaricomycetes; Sebacinales; Serendipitaceae
Source: the annotation of a GenBank genome assembly